This is a messenger RNA of Capra hircus (goat), 1603 nucleotides long. RefSeq names its product zinc finger matrin-type 2 (gene ZMAT2). Gene Ontology annotation, biological process: mRNA splicing, via spliceosome. Gene Ontology annotation, cellular component: spliceosomal complex; U4/U6 x U5 tri-snRNP complex. Gene Ontology annotation, molecular function: zinc ion binding; nucleic acid binding. NCBI's taxonomy places the organism in Eukaryota, Metazoa, Chordata, Mammalia, Artiodactyla, Bovidae. Bases 115 to 714 code for a protein of 199 amino acids. The transcript is spliced from 6 exons. The record is from RefSeq and is a predicted model, not a curated record.
GUUCUUCGCUCGUUUAGAACACGAGACUCUAAGCUGAUUGGAGGCAAGCUUGCUUUACGGCUCAAGGCCGCUUUUUACGGCAUUUUCCGGCUUCCCAUUCACUUCGCAGUGAAGAUGGCGUCAGGCAGUGGGACAAAAAACUUGGACUUUCGCCGAAAGUGGGACAAAGAUGAAUAUGAGAAGCUCGCCGAGAAGAGGCUCACGGAAGAGAGAGAAAAGAAGGAUGGAAAACCAGUGCAGCCAGUUAAGCGAGAGCUUCUCCGGCAUAGGGACUACAAGGUGGACCUGGAAUCCAAACUCGGAAAGACAAUUGUCAUUACCAAGACUACCCCACAGUCUGAGAUGGGAGGGUACUACUGCAAUGUCUGUGACUGUGUGGUGAAAGACUCCAUUAACUUCUUGGAUCACAUUAAUGGAAAGAAACAUCAGCGAAACCUGGGUAUGUCUAUGCGUGUGGAACGUUCCACCUUGGAUCAAGUGAAGAAACGUUUUGAAGUAAACAAGAAGAAGAUGGAAGAGAAGCAGAAGGAUUAUGAUUUUGAGGAACGGAUGAAAGAACUCAGAGAAGAGGAGGAAAAGGCCAAAGCCUACAAGAAAGAGAAGCAGAAGGAGAAGAAAAGGAGGGCGGAGGAGGACUUGACAUUUGAGGAGGAUGAUGAAAUGGCAGCUGUGAUGGGCUUUUCUGGCUUUGGUUCCACCAAGAAGAGUUACUGAGGCUUUCUAUGCUUGGCUUUUUGCUGGGCCUAACUGUGUGUGUGUGGGCGUCAUUUUGGGGGAGGUACUGGGGAAAGUUGGUAAGAGUGGCAAUGGGGAGGGCUAGAGGGUGGGUGUUUCUGGUUUUCCUCUGCCUUGGGAGAGAGCACAGAAUGCAAAGGAACAUGCUGUGGCAUAUUCCGUCAGCCUCAGUACAUCACUGGAGACACAGGACCUCUGACCAUCUGAUUUCCCAAUAAAGAAAAACCCCUCUUCUGAGGCUGCUUUCCCGAAACUCCCUUGAAUCUUUCCCUCUUCAUCUGUCCAUCUCUUAUCUGAGCAUCCUACAUUUAUCCUGUGUUCUGCCUUUGUUUUAAUUUUGACUCAGCCUACAGCAGAAGGGUUCUCUGGGUCCCCAGUUUCCAGUUGACAGUAUAUCCUUGACUCCCCCUUCCCGCCCCCCAACCUCUCUCCAUCUCCCUUGUGGUUCUCUGGCCACCUGUGCAUGCAUGUGUACUUCUGCCUGGAUCUGUGGUAUGUGCGGGUGCGUGUGCAUGAAUCUGUCACAUAGAGGGAGCCUGAGCUAGAGCCUCAAGAGCAUCACUGCCUUGGGGCCUGGUGUUCUCAGCUUCUUCAGAGCAUGUAACAGGAAAUUAAAUGGGAUGAGUGGUGUGGUUUUUGUUUGGUGAGUUUUUAAACUUUUGUUCUUCAUAUGUAAAAUCUGUUCAGCUUUUCCUAUUUGUUUCAUUUUAUUGAAGAUUACCCUGUUUUUGUCUUCCUUGUAAGCAGGCUCUUGGAAGAACCUGUUUGAUGCAAAAAAGAAAAAGGAAAAAACCUCAUAUGGGAGCCCUUGGGUCUCAGAGGCUGUUCAACAUGUAUAAUAAAUGACAUUGACUGGGCCUAUUUCACA